AUGAUAUUCCCUCUAGCUUUCUUCACAAGUAUGAUCCACGUGAUGGUUCAUUUGCCAGAAGAGGCAUUGCUCGCUGGUUCUGUAAACUAUCGCUGGAUGUAUCCAAUAGAAAGGCUUCUCGGAGAGUUGAAAAAAACUGUGCGCAAUAGGGCGAAACCCGAAGAAUCAAUUAUAGAGGCUUGGGUUCAAUAUGAGUCGCUUACUUUCUAUGGAAUGUAUUUAAAAGAUGUGGACGCGGCUUUCAAUCGUCCUCAGCACAAUAAUGACGGAGGUCUGAGAAAUGAGAAACUUUCUGUUUUCGUCCAAAGCGCACGACCCUUUGGAGAUCCGGUACGAGGAGAGUCGUUUUCCAGAAAUGACAUGGAGGUAGCGCAUUGGUUCGUACUUAACAAUUUUGAUGAGAUAAUGUCAUACUUAGAUGAGCAUGAAGAGAUGAUGAAGCGAGAACAUCCAUCACAUUUGUAUGCCAAGAAACACCGUGAUUUGUUUCCAAAAUGGUUUUUGGAAUAUGUGAAUAAGUUGAAAUCAUCGAAUUCACCCUCUUACAAUGAAGAGUUAUAUAACUUGGCGUUCGGCCUUAUUCGCACUAAAUUAUUCUCAGGUUGCCAUGUUAAUGGCGUCAAGUUUUUGGGGACUGCACGAGAUGAUAAGUUGUGUACGCAAAACACCGGUGUCCAUGUCCCAGGUGGUGGCGAAAGUACUGACAUUGAUUUCUAUGGCAAACUCACAACUGUCGUGCAAUUGCUUUACAAAGACCAAUACCAAGUGAUCAUGUUUAAGUGUCGAUGGUUUGAUACAAACCCAAAUAGGCAGGGAAGUGUUAAAAUAGACCAUGGCUUACUAUCUGUGAACAUUAACAGAACUUGGUAUGAUGACGACCCUUACAUUUUGGCAAACAUGGCAAGACAGAUUGUGUAUCUAAAUGACCCUAAAGCCGGAAGCGGUUGGAAAGUUGCUCAGCAGAUGGAUCAGAGGAACGUGUAUGCUAUACCAGAACUAGACCCAACUGACAACGACGUCGACAACGUCACUAACCAACGGUUGGAAUCUUCCAUGGAAACUGAUGCAGAAACACUUCGAGAUAUAGAUGUUAUACAAGAACCGUUUUAG
Molecule: messenger RNA, 1110 nt
Organism: Prunus armeniaca (apricot)
Lineage: Eukaryota; Viridiplantae; Streptophyta; Magnoliopsida; Rosales; Rosaceae
Source: the annotation of a GenBank genome assembly